Messenger RNA from Myotis brandtii (Brandt's bat), 2941 nucleotides. It is a transcript of the gene FFAR4, whose product is annotated as free fatty acid receptor 4. Lineage: Eukaryota; Metazoa; Chordata; Mammalia; Chiroptera; Vespertilionidae. Gene Ontology annotation, cellular component: neuron projection; membrane. Bases 16 to 549 code for a protein of 177 amino acids. The transcript is spliced from 3 exons. Gene Ontology annotation, molecular function: peptide binding; G protein-coupled receptor activity. The record is from RefSeq and is a predicted model, not a curated record. Gene Ontology annotation, biological process: G protein-coupled receptor signaling pathway.
ACACAAACGUCCAGGAUGCAGCUUUGCCAGGAAAUUCUGAUUUGCACACUGGUUUGGCCCAGCAUUGCCGGAGAAAUCUCCUGGGAUGUGUCCUUCGUCACUCUGAACUUCUUGGUGCCAGGACUGCUCAUUGUGAUCAGCUACUCCAAAAUAUUACAGAUCACCAAGGCGUCGCGCCGGAGGCUGACGGUGAGCCUGGCGUACUCGGAGAGCCACCAGAUCCGUGUGUCGCAGCAGGACUUCCGGCUCUUCCGCACCCUCUUCCUGCUCAUGAUCUCCUUCUUCAUCAUGUGGAGCCCCAUCAUCAUCACCAUCCUGCUCAUCCUGAUCCAGAACUUCAAGCAGGACCUGGUCAUCUGGCCGUCACUCUUCUUCUGGGUGGUGGCCUUCACGUUCGCCAACGCGGCCCUGAACCCCAUCCUCUACAACAUGUCCCUGUUCAGGAACGAAUGGAGGAAAAUUUUCCGGGGCAUCUUCUUCCCAGACAAGGGAGCCAUGUUUACAGACACGUCUCUCAGGAGAAAUGACCUGUCUAUCAUUUCCACAUAAUUAAUUUCUCUCUAGAGGCAGAGUGGGUCACUCUGGUGAGCCACUGGUGUGUCUUCAAAGGGAGUGCAUCUCCAGGACCCUUACACCAGGGUGCCCUGCUUUAGGAAGAUGUAACCUAUGCAAAUACGUUCAGGGCACCAGUAAAUUAAGGGGUGAUCCUUCAGCGAAAGCAUUGUAUCCUUUAUAAAAGGAUUUGUUAUGGGUUUCUUGAAAUAUGAACUUUUUCAGUGUGUUUGUCGUAUGAUUGAAUGUAAUAAAUUUUUAUUUAUACCUGUUCAACAAUCACAUCUCCUGCAUAUAAAGCCACACCUGGCUGGUUUCUGAAGUGAAUCUUACAACUGGUCCAGGACUCAGAUUUCUCUGAAGGGCCACAGCCACUCUAGGUCUCUCCCCUGGACUCGCAAGGCCUCCGGAUCGUUCAUUAAUGUCGAUAAUGCUUGAGGAAUUUCCCAGGACAACCAAAGGUGACUUUUUUAUUUAUUUAUAAGGAAUGCUAUGGACCCCUUUAGGAGAUUUGGUGUCAUGAAAUCAGAAGAUAUAGGAUAACUCCAAUAUUUGGAGGCCAGAGGAGGGGGGGGAGAAUGAUCGUAGGACAUACUUUGGGAAGAUGGAGCAAGCACAAUUUAUUGAUGGACAAGAUGUACAAUGUGAGGGAAAGAGAGGAUGCAAGGGUGACUUCUAAAUUUGUAGACUGACACUGGUUGGAUGGUGGGCCAACCAACAACAAGGGGGGAAGCCUGGGGGUGGGAGAGCCAAGGAUUUUAUUUGAGGCUUGUGUAAGUGUGAAAUCCAGUGAGAUCCAAAUGGAGAGUAGGUCGUUGGAUGCCAGGUUGUGGAGUGUGGGCCUGAAGACGCAAUGUGGCGAGUCAUCAGAUCGUGUUUACAGGCCUAAGCUUUUAGGAAUUAUUCCUGGGAGAGAAGAGAAAGAAGAAACCAGAGCCAAACUGAACCAUGGGACAUGCCAUCACAUGGAAGUUGGGCCCACGCCUGGAAUGUGCAGUAGCUUGGGGCCUGGUACAUAGUAGGUGCUCAACAUGGCUUUGUUGUCAAGUACAUCAGCAGCAGUAGUUCCAUUGCUUGUGGAGUUUCUUGAAUAGCUUCUUCUGAAGUAGGACUUAUGGUGCUCGAGGACAAGAGGACAGGGAUUUUCUGUUCAUCUUUAGCUAAUAGACUUGAUGAAUUAAAACUAUUUUGAAGUGAUGUGUGGCUAUCUUAUGGGUCUCUGGGUUGUCAAACUGAGGCUGAAGGGCCUGGCUCUGACAAUCUGCUGCUGUGUGUGAUGACAGGUAGGCCUUUCCCAUACAUGGUCACCUGUUUCCUCCUUCCUUGGUGGGAGGACAAGCACACUGGGGUGGGGGACCCACAAGCCUCCCAUGGGCCCUUGAUAUGCCAGCACCCAGGCAGAGAUCUCUGCACACCGGGGAAAGAGGUGUCCUUCCCCACCUGACACAUUUCAUAGCUGUCAGCGGGCCUGGCCAGUGUUUGCACAGCUCCCACGUGCUCUAAUUGAAUCCUCACUGCAUCCCAUCAGGCAGAUACUCUUUCCCCAUAUUUCACAAGAGAAAAGUGAGGCUCAGAAAAGCCAUGUAACCAGCUCAAAUCACACAGCGACUAUGUCAGAACUGGACUUGGACUUAAAGACUCUGGCACCAAAGCCUCCUGGGAGCUCCUGGGAAACUGGGGCAAAUGGCUUUGCAGCAAUUGAACAGUGAUGUUCACAAGUACUGCUGAUGGUGUGGGGUCCUGGUGCUCACCGCCACCCACCAUGCCCUUUCCUGCUGCUCCAAGUCCAGGUAGGGAGCACUGGGAGCUUCCCCCAGACCUGGCUUCCGAGGGCCCCAUGUUCCAAUUCCCUCAGGGAAGCCCAAGGCCUCCUCUCCUCAAUAUUUUGGCCACAUCUGAAAUAAGAAGUGAAUUAAGUGCUAGAAACAGUGGAGGGCUGGGAUGUUUGUCAGAGCUGACCCAGACCCAUGCCUCUCAAACACACCCAGGUGAGCCGGCCAUGCUGCCCCUUCCCUGGUCCUGGGAUGCUCAGGGCUUUGGGCUCACUGGCCCACACUCAUUCACCUGCUGGUUUAGCCUCGGUGCCUUGGCCAGGCUGGCAGCUAGGGCCUUCCAGACCUGGGUGUGCCAAUGUGACCUGCAGGAAGUUGGGAGAAGCCACUGUCACUAAUGGAAAUCAGGCACCAGAAUAGGCAAAGAUCAUAAAGAACCAGGGAGGCAAGAACACCUCCAGGGGUAUAGAAGUGCAUCCUACCCAACCAUCUGCAGGACUUCUCACUUCGACAACACGUGGACACAAAUGAACACCCACAUCAUAGGAAACAGGAGACUACGUUUUAAUAAUUCAAAGUCUGGAAUCCUAAGCCUCAAACGAUUCCCUAGAAAACCC